AUGGGUUCUCUAAAUCAGCAGAUCAACUAUCGGGCUCUUCCACAAGCUGAGAAGUAUUUGUUGAAAGAAAAUAAGAAGGAGGAUGCCAAAGCAUUGUUUUUCAUUCAACAGGCAAUGGAGGAAUCAUAUUUUCCAAAAGUAGCAGCCGUCACAAGAGGAAAGCAAGCAUGGGAAGUUACCAAACUUACAUUAGCAAUAUGGUGGAAGCCUCUGCAAAUAAGCAAGCAUUUUCAAUCUCAAGGCAUCACAGGCCCUCCCUACAGGCUACUGGUUGGAAAUUUACUUGAAUUCACCAAGUUACUAAAUGAGGCCACAUCCAAGCCUAUGAAACUCACCCAUGACAUUGCAGCAAGAGUGCAGCCUUACUACCCUUGGUGGUCCAAAAUAUAUGGGUCCACUUUCCUAAUGUGGAUUGGGCCAAUACCAACUCUAGUAGUUGGUGCAUCUGAAUUGGCGAAGAAUGCGCUAGGUGAUAUGAAAAACAGUUAUGGAAAACCAAAAUGGGAUGCUGUGUUGAAAGAGCUGUUUGGAGGAGGUCUGGUGAUGCUCGAUGGUGAUAAAUGGGCGCAUCACCGGCAGAUUAUAAAUCCAUCUUUCCAUGCUGAUAAACUCAAGGAUAUGGCUUCUGGCAUGAUGGAGAGCACUACACAUAUGCUGGAGAAAUGGGAGAAAAUAGUGAAAAAUGGUGAGAAAGAAAUGGACGUGGCUCCCGAAUUUAAGGCUCUAACUUCAGACAUCAUUGCCCGCACAGCAUUUGGCAGCAGCUAUCUCCAAGGAAAUCAUAUUUUUGACUUGCUAUCUCAGCAAAUAUCAUUGACCUGCCAGGAUUAUGCAAAAUUAUUGUUUCCUUGCUAUAGAUUUUUGCCUUUCAAAAGAAACAGAGAAUGUUGGAGACUCAACAAAGAAAUUAAGAGUGCUCUGAAAGACCUUAUUAUGAAGCGAGAAAUGUCUGGUACAAACACCACCCAAGGCUAUGGUAAUGAUCUGCUUGGCUCCAUGAUGAACACAAUCCAAGAGAUGAGAAGCUCUAAAAUGAAUGGAGGCCUCACAACAGAGGAAAUCAUACCUGAAUGCAAAACAUUUUUCAUUGCUGGGCAAGAAACAACAAGUAAUCACUUAACAUAUGCCAUUGUUCUCUUGGCCAUGUAUCCGGAAUGGCAAGAGAAAGCACGCUCAGAAAUACAAGAAAUAUGUGGGAAUUCCCAUCCACAAUUUGAGACAAUAAACAAACUAAAAACUUUAGGAAUGAUUCUAAACGAGGUGAUCCGUCUGUACCCACCAGCUGUUGCCUAUAUGAGAGAAAUCCAUAAGGAUACAACACUAGGAGGAAUUGCAAUCCCUAAAGGCACGCAGAUCCUCAUUCCUACGCUUUCACUCAACCAUGAUACAUCUUUGUGGGGAGACGAUGCAGAUGAAUUUAACCCUGAGAGGUUUAGUCAGGGAAUAGCUAAUGCUACUAAGGAUGACUCUACUGUAUUUAUCCCUUUUGGAUAUGGAUUGAGGACGUGUGUGGGCAAAAAUUAUGCUAUGCUUGAGAGCAAGGUGGUCCUUGCCAUGAUUUUGCAACGUUUCUCAUUUGUUCUUUCUCCAGGUUAUAUCCAUGCACCUACUACACUUCUGACAAUCUUUCCUCAGCAUGGAGCUCCAAUCAUUUUUCAGAAAUUAUAG
Molecule: messenger RNA, 1668 nt
Organism: Cryptomeria japonica (Japanese cedar)
Lineage: Eukaryota; Viridiplantae; Streptophyta; Pinopsida; Cupressales; Cupressaceae
Product: cytochrome P450 734A1-like
Exons: 6
Coding region: 1-1668 (555 amino acids)
Molecular function (GO): monooxygenase activity; oxidoreductase activity, acting on paired donors, with incorporation or reduction of molecular oxygen; iron ion binding
Source: RefSeq, a predicted model, not a curated record